Molecule: messenger RNA, 2144 nt
Organism: Ochotona curzoniae (black-lipped pika)
Lineage: Eukaryota; Metazoa; Chordata; Mammalia; Lagomorpha; Ochotonidae
Gene: FFAR4
Product: free fatty acid receptor 4
Exons: 3
Coding region: 24-1109 (361 amino acids)
Biological process (GO): G protein-coupled receptor signaling pathway
Cellular component (GO): membrane
Molecular function (GO): G protein-coupled receptor activity; peptide binding
Source: RefSeq, a predicted model, not a curated record
CUGCGGGCGGCCGGGCGCCCGGCAUGUCCUUAGAGUGCGUGCAGACGGCGGGCGCUGGCGCCCCGCGCAGCCAGGAGCAAGUCAACCGCACCCGCUUCCCGUUCUUCUCCGACUUCAAGGGCGACCACCGGCUGGUGUUGAGCGCCGUGGAGACGAUCGUGCUGUCGCUGAUCUUUGCGGUGUCGCUGGUGGGCAACGUGUGCGCCCUGGUGCUGGUGGCGCGCCGACGGCGCCGCGGAGCCACCGCUUGUCUGGUGCUCAACCUUUUCUGCGCCGACCUCCUCUUCGCUGUCGCCAUCCCGCCCGUACUGAUCGUGCGCUGGACUGAGGCCUGGUUUCUGGGCCGCGUUGCCUGCCACCUGCUCUUCUACGGGAUGAGCCUGAGCGGCAGUGUCACCAUCCUUACCCUGGCCGCCGUCAGUCUGGAGCGGAUGGUGUGCAUCGUGCGCCUUCAGCAAGGCGUGCGGGGCCCGGGGCGGCGGGCGCGGGCUGCGCUGCUAGCCUUCAUCUGGGGCUACUCGGCGCUCACUGCGCUGCCACUCUGCGUCUUCUUCCAGGUAGUCCAGCAGCGGUUCCCCGGCGCUGACCAGGAGAUUCCAAUUUGCACCCUGGUUUGGCCCAGCAUUGCUGGCGAAAUCUUGUGGGAUGUGUCUUUCGUGAUGUUGAACUUCUUGGUGCCAGGACUGCUCAUCGUGGUCAGUUACUCCAAGAUUUUGCAGAUAACCAAGGCAUCCAGGAGGAGGCUCACGGUGAGCUUGGCCUACUCCGAGAGCCACCAGGUCCGCGUGUCACAGCAGGACUUCCGGCUGUUCCGCACCCUCUUCCUGCUCAUGGUCUCUUUCUUCAUCAUGUGGAGUCCCAUCAUCAUCACCAUUCUGCUCAUCUUGAUCCAGAACUUCCAGCAGGACCUGGUCAUCUGGCCGUCUCUCUUCUUCUGGGUGGUGGCCUUCACCUUCUCCAACUCAGCCCUGAACCCCAUCCUCUACAACAUGUCCCUGUUCAGGAAUGAAUGGAGGAAAACCUUCUGCUGUUGCUUGUUCUCAGAAAAGGGAGCCAUUUUCACAGACACAUCUGCCAGGAGAAAUGACUUGUCUGUUAUCUCCAGCUAAGGAGCUUCAGCCUGGAGGCGGGGGUCUCACUCCCAGGCCAACCACUGCAUGUGCAAGGGAGUGACUGCAAGAACAUCUGCCAGGUUAGCUUGCUUUAGGCAAGUGUCACCUCUGCAUACACACCGCUGGCUAAUUAAGGGCUGAGCAGUAUAGCAAUAUUUUUCCUUUACCAAAGGACGCAUUAUGGGUUCCUCUCUUACCUGAACUUUUUCGGUGUGUUCGAAAUAUGAUUUUGGUGAAUUGAUUUUUAUUUAUAACUGAUCAGCAAUCCAUCUCCUGCCUAUAAAGAAAGCUACACCUGACCAGUUUUUGAAGUGAGUCUUGGGAUGGAUUUAGGAUGUUGAUUUCUCCAUUUUGAGCUCAUGAGGCUGCAGGAUCAGUCAUUAAUGCCAAGGGCCCUUCCUACUUCACUUAUACAAAAUGUUAUGUCAUGGGUUUGUUUAAGAAUAGCAGUGUCAUAAAACCCAAGAGAAGGUGGGAAGACUCCAGAGUGUUGAGUGAUGGUAGUAGUGAAUUCCUUCAUUGUUCCAAGCCCUCAGCGACCCCCACAGUACCUGCUGUGGCUAGACAGUGUUCCUGAGGCCAGAAAUACAGCAUGGACCCAACCGCCACGGCCCCUGCUCCCAGCUUACCUUCCAUAUCAAACCAGUUGAUAAAGAACACAUCGUCAAAGCUAACAGAUGUUGUGAAGAUAUUAGGACAUAGUGCUGUAGAGGUGAUGGUCACUUAAGUGGGGGUGGGGACCUGGAAAGACCUUUCUGAGGAGUGAUGUUUGGGUUAAAUGGUGGAGGACAAGAACCAGCAUGUGAGCCAGGGGAAAGGGCUUGCAGGUGGACAAGAUUCUGGCACAGAGCACUAACAAGCUCAUGCAACUAAAGGAAGACUAGGGUGACCCAAGUCAAGCAAGGUACUGCUUGGGAUUCCUCCACACCACACAUCAUCCUUAAUGCUGGGACAGGCUGAGGAGCAGAUGGAGUGCCUCAGUGCACACCAGGGAAGUCACAGACCUAGAUCAGGGCAGAAAUGUGACAUGGC